Messenger RNA from Sinocyclocheilus rhinocerous, 3897 nucleotides. RefSeq names its product SLIT and NTRK-like protein 5. Bases 1 to 3897 code for a protein of 1298 amino acids. Gene Ontology annotation, molecular function: protein binding. Lineage: Eukaryota; Metazoa; Chordata; Actinopteri; Cypriniformes; Cyprinidae. The transcript is spliced from 2 exons. Gene Ontology annotation, biological process: axonogenesis; positive regulation of synapse assembly. The record is from RefSeq and is a predicted model, not a curated record.
AUGAAGUGUCAACCACCAUCCAUCGUCAUGAACAUGCAUAUGUGGAUAUUGGCCAUACUGUCCUUCGCCACGUUUUUCACCUUAAUUGAGAUGUUCGACAAUUACGGGGAUAUAUGUACAGGCCUGUGCGUCUGCGAAGAAAGAGACGGGAUUUUUACAGCCAGCUGUGAAAACAGAGGAAUUAACAAUCUGUCUGAGGUAACGCCUUUACACUUCACUGCUUAUCAUCUUCUGCUCACAGGGAAUCUGUUAAAGAAAGUCUCCCUCAACGAUUUCGUUCAUUAUGAAGGACUCACCAUUUUACACCUAGGCAACAACGAUAUAUCAGAAAUCGAAGGCGGCGCAUUUAACGGACUCCAGGGAUUAAAACGCCUGCAUCUAAACAAUAACAAAAUCGAGGCACUAAAGGACGACACGUUCCUCGGACUUGAAAGCCUGGAGUACCUACAGAUUGACUAUAAUUAUAUUAGCCACGUUGAAGCGAAAGCCCUGAGCGAUUUACGUCACUUAGAGGUGCUCAUCCUCAAUGACAAUUUGCUAUCCGCUCUGCCAAACAACAUCUUUCAGUAUGUUCCUUUAACUCAUCUCGACCUGAGAGGCAAUCAACUCAAAGUGCUUCCCUAUAUCGGCCUUCUGGAGCACCUGAGUCACAUUGUGGAGUUACAGCUUGAAGAAAACCCGUGGAGUUGUUCUUGCGAAUUAAUUACGCUAAAAGCCUGGCUUGAAAGCAUAUCCUACACAGCUUUAGUCGGAGAUGUGGUUUGUGAGACUCCCUUCCGAUUGCACGGACGAGACCUCGACGAAAUCUCAAAGCAAGAACUGUGUCCCCGCAGAGCCAUCGCCGAAUACGAAAUGCGAGCAGAACCGGCUCACAGCAGCGAGAUCCUCUACAAAACCACGUCAGCGACGUUCACAGCGGGAUUUGCGUCCUCGACCAUCCUGCGUGCCACAAAAAGCAGCCGCUUGUCGGGAAAACUCCGUGUCAAACCCACUUCUCGCUCGUCCUCUAGCAAGCCGCAGAAUUACGGGCCAAUGUUGGCCUACCAAACCAAAUCUCCGGUUACGUUAGACUGUCCCAACACAUGCACAUGCAAUCUCCAAAUCUCAGACCUCGGGUUGAACGUCAACUGCCAAGAGCGGAAAAUCGAAAGCAUCUCGGAUCUUGAUCCCAAGCCGUACAACCCCAAAAAAAUUUACUUAACCGGAAACUAUAUCUCUUCGGUGUGCAGUUCCGACUUCAAUGGCGCAACCGGAUUGGAUUUGCUCCACUUAGGCAACAACCGCAUAGCGAUGACAGCACACAUCUCUACUCAACCACCAUCCAUCGUCAUGAACAUGCAUAUGUGGAUAUUGGCCAUACUGUCCUUCGCCACGUUUUUCACCUUAAUUGAGAUGUUCGACAAUUACGGGGAUAUAUGUACAGGCCUGUGCGUCUGCGAAGAAAGAGACGGGAUUUUUACAGCCAGCUGUGAAAACAGAGGAAUUAACAAUCUGUCUGAGGUAACACCUUUACACUUCACUGCUUAUCAUCUUCUGCUCACAGGGAAUCUGUUAAAGAAAGUCUCGCUCAACGAUUUCGUUCAUUAUGAAGGACUCACCAUUUUACACCUAGGCAACAACGAUAUAUCAGAAAUCGAAGGCGGCGCAUUUAACGGACUCCAGGGAUUAAAACGCCUGCAUCUAAACAAUAACAAAAUCGAGGCACUAAAGGACGACACGUUCCUCGGACUUGAAAGCCUGGAGUACCUACAGAUUGACUAUAAUUAUAUUAGCCACGUUGAAGCGAAAGCCCUGAGCGAUUUACGUCACUUAGAGGUGCUCAUCCUCAAUGACAAUUUGCUAUCCGCUCUGCCAAACAACAUCUUUCAGUAUGUUCCUUUAACUCAUCUCGACCUGAGAGGCAAUCAACUCAAAGUGCUUCCCUAUAUCGGCCUUCUGGAGCACCUGAGUCACAUUGUGGAGUUACAGCUUGAAGAAAACCCGUGGAGUUGUUCUUGCGAAUUAAUUACGCUAAAAGCCUGGCUUGAAAGCAUAUCCUACACAGCUUUAGUCGGAGAUGUGGUUUGUGAGACUCCCUUCCGAUUGCACGGACGAGACCUCGACGAAAUCUCAAAGCAAGAACUGUGUCCCCGCAGAGCCAUCGCCGAAUACGAAAUGCGAGCAGAACCGGCUCACAGCAGCGAGAUCCUCUACAAAACCACGUCAGCGACGUUCACAGCGGGAUUUGCGUCCUCGACCAUCCUGCGUGCCACAAAAAGCAGCCGCUUGUCGGGAAAACUCCGUGUCAAACCCACUUCUCGCUCGUCCUCUAGCAAGCCGCAGAAUUACGGGCCAAUGUUGGCCUACCAAACCAAAUCUCCGGUUACGUUAGACUGUCCCAACACAUGCACAUGCAAUCUCCAAAUCUCAGACCUCGGGUUGAACGUCAACUGCCAAGAGCGGAAAAUCGAAAGCAUCUCGGAUCUUGAUCCCAAGCCGUACAAUCCAAAAAAGAUGUACCUGACCGGAAACUACAUCUCUUCGGUGUGCAGUUCCGACUUCAAUGGCGCAACCGGAUUGGAUUUGCUCCACUUAGGCAACAACCGCAUAGCGGUCAUUCAUGAUAGGACAUUCGGCCAGCUUAUACACUUAAGAAGGCUUUACUUAAACGGCAACUUAAUCGAGCGGCUCACCGAGGAUAUGUUUUACGGUCUACAAAGCUUGCAGUUUCUGUAUUUGGAGUAUAACGUUAUUCGAGAGAUCGCAGUUGUCGCCUUCCAGCAGGUGCCCAAUCUUCAAUUGCUGUUUCUCAACAACAACCUCCUCAAGACUCUACCACUGGGAGUCUUUGAUGAAUUAAGACUAGCUCGAUUGAAUCUGCGCAGCAACCACUUCCGAACUCUUCCGGUCGCCGGCGUCCUCGAAGACCUAACGUCACUGCUGCAGAUCGAUCUCUUCGAGAACCCUUGGGAUUGCUCGUGCCUCGCGGUGGAGAUGAAAAACUGGUUGGAGCAGCUCAGCACCGGUACUAUGGUGAACAGCGUCGUUUGCGAAUCUCCGUUGAGUGUCUCGGGAGAGGAUAUGCGGUACGUUCACGCGUCUCAUCUCUGCCCGGAAAGCUCAAAUGCGCAAUCUUCCGUCGUGCCUCCCUCGGAGGAAUCCUUUCCUGGUAGUACUAUCACUUUAGAAUCAGCCUUGGAUUAUGACACACAGUAUCCCGCGGUCCCCCUUUCUGUUCUUAUACUCGCCUUGCUGCUCCUUUUUAUAUUAUCCGUGUUCGUCGCCGCUGGGUUGUUUGCUGUCAUAAUGAAGCGGCGUAAAAAGUCUGAACGCCUGGCUUCGGUAACCGCCAAUGCGAGCUCCUUCAAUGCAAUCUACACCGACAGAGCGAAGUCUAGAACAUCGACGGGCCACGUCUACGAGUACAUCCCAUCCGCAGCAGAAAGCGGUGCGAAAAACAGCCUUUAUAGUGAGGGAAGAGCAAUCGAGAGUUACAGAGACUUCGAAGAACUCAAUAGAGUUCUGGCAUCCAAUUCGGAUGAAGACGUCGGGAGCAACGCGAUAAGCUCCGAGUUCAGCGCCGGCACUCCAGACGCGCUCAACAGACACUCUCCUCUCUUGGACGACAACUACUUUUACCGAGAUAUCUUGGCUAGGGACCAGCAGGCCUCUUACAGGGGUAAUUUAGCAUGUAAGCAUGGCACACAUGCAUCAGCUCACUGCGCGCCAGACUUUGAUGUGAGACAUCAAUACUUGAAUCCAGAAAGGGUACAGCAGACCAUGGUGUACUGCUCGAUGCCAAACACCGUCUGCAUAGAGCCCAACAGAAGCGAAUACUGGGAACUGAAAGCCAAGCUUCAUUUCGAACCGGACUAUUUAGAGGUUCAUGAGAAAAGGACGACCUUCACACAGUUCUGA